Messenger RNA from Momordica charantia (bitter melon), 1159 nucleotides. Its product is annotated as large ribosomal subunit protein uL30z. Lineage: Eukaryota; Viridiplantae; Streptophyta; Magnoliopsida; Cucurbitales; Cucurbitaceae. Gene Ontology annotation, molecular function: structural constituent of ribosome; RNA binding. The record is from RefSeq and is a predicted model, not a curated record. Gene Ontology annotation, cellular component: cytosolic large ribosomal subunit. Gene Ontology annotation, biological process: maturation of LSU-rRNA from tricistronic rRNA transcript (SSU-rRNA, 5.8S rRNA, LSU-rRNA).
ACGGCCCCUUAGGGUUUCGAAUUUUUUCGUUCCUUUCAAUUUUCAGUUUCACUUCUCUUCCUCUCGCUACGUCUCAUCUCCCUCGGCAGGCGCUUCUCUUCUUCUCGCCCAUCUUCGCCGGUAGAAGUAAGUCGCCCCCCGUCCGUCCUCCGUGCUGCUGUUCGCCAUCCGUUGCUGAACUGCUGUCUUCCGCCGCCGCCGGCACGCCGUAGAGAGGUGGGUUAAAAUGGCUGAAGAGGACCCGAAACCGCUUGCAUAUAUACCAGAGGUUAUACUGAAGAAAAGAAAGAUCAAUGAAGAGACGGCACUGAGGAGAAAGCAGCAGUUGGAGUUAAGGAAGCUCAGUUCGAAGAAAAAUAAGGACGGUUUUAUUAAACUACCAGAGGAGUUUGUCAGAGAAUACCGUGCUAGGGAACUGGACCUUGUCAAAAUGAAGCACAGGACAAAGAGAAAAAGACAUGCCUUAGUACCAUCAAAUUCAAGAUUGAUUUUUAUAAUUCGAAUACAGGGCAAGAACGACAUGCAUCCAAAGACGAGGAAGAUCUUAUAUAAGCUCGGGCUAAGUCGGAUUUUCAGCGCAGUCUUUGCUAAGGCUAAUGAGAGUAUUCUGGGAAAGCUGCAAAGGGUGGAGCCGUACGUCACAUAUGGAUACCCGAAUCUUAAAAAUGUGUCGGAGCUGAUCUAUAAGAAGGGAUUCGCAAAGAUAGACAAACAAAAAGUUCCUAUAACCGACAAUAACAUCAUUGAACAGGCAUUGGGAAAGCAUGGCAUCCUGUGCAUGGAGGAUAUUGUUCAUCAAAUUGCCAAUGUGGGCCCUCACUUUAAGGAGGUAAUUUCAUUUUUAUGGCCCUUUGAACUUGACAAGCCAGGGGGAGGAGGACUUCAAGGUAAAAAGACUUUAUACAAGGAUGGUGGAGAUGCAGGUAAUAGAGAAGAUGACAUCAAUGAUCUGAUUAAUGAGAUGAAUUAGGGCUGAGAUUAUUUUAUUAUUAUUAUUAUUUUUUUGAAAAUUUAGAUUUUAAGAAAUUGUAAGCUAUAAUGAGUGUAACUUGUUCAACUCAUUUGCUUUGUUUUUUCUAUGGUAUUUCUAAUGUAUUUGAGAAAUUUUUAGACUACUAUAUUUUCAACCAUGGGAAUGGUACCAACCUCUUGUAAUAUU